AUGGUUGCACAAAGCUCGGCUACGGCUGCGGACCCCAAACUUAAAAUAGAUCAAGCCACAUACAGGACAUUAAAGAGGACAAGGGAUAUGUUCCUCGCGAACCACUUACAGACACCAACAGAAGACACAGAUGCCUUGAGAAGCAGGAUAAACGCCAAAGUAAAUGCUGCGUAUGCACGUGUAAAAGAUGUGGAGACGGAUGUCACUGAUAAAGAAGUACAGGCGAAAGUGGUGGAUAUAGACAGCGCACCUUUGGGUGUUGUGUAUUAG
Molecule: messenger RNA, 270 nt
Organism: Sphaeroforma arctica JP610
Lineage: Eukaryota; Ichthyosporea; Ichthyophonida
Exons: 2
Coding region: 1-270 (89 amino acids)
Source: RefSeq, a predicted model, not a curated record